AUGGAGGUGACAGCUGAUUCAACCGACAUCACUCCAUCGACCUACAACCGCUACCAAGAGCUAAGAGAAUUCGACGAGACAAAAUCGGGCGUGAAAGGCCUCUCUGAUUCCGGCCUCGCUAAAAUCCCGAGAAUCUUCGUCCGGCCAGCCGAAGAGAUCGCCCGUGACCGAUCCAAAUCUGGAGCGACCGAACUCCAAAUCCCUGUCAUCGACCUCAACAACCUCGCCACGAAUUGGCCGGGGGCAGUGGAGCAAGUCCUGGAGGCAGCGCGUGAGGUUGGCUUCUUCCAGGUGGUGAACCACGGGGUACCGGACAGCAUAUUGGAAGGGGCGUUUGGGGCGGCGCGUGCCUUCCACGAGCUGCCGAAGGAGGUGAAGGCCGAGUACUAUGAUCGGGAGGGCAAGAGGAGGGUGAAUUUCUGGUGUAAUUUUGACUUGUACAAGUCGACGUAUGCGCAAUGGAGGGACACUUUAUUCUGCCUCAUGGAACCCAAGCCGCUCGAUCCUGAAGACUUGCCUCCUGUUUGCAGGGACGCGAUAAUGGAAUACUCCAAGCAAGUGAAGGCGGUCGGUACCACUCUGCUCGAAUUGCUCUCGGAAGCGCUAGGCCUCAAGCCGGACUACCUUGGCAACAUGGACUGUGCUAAAGGGCAUGCUCUUCUCUAUCACUAUUACCCGGCUUGCCCCGAGCCCGAUCUGACCAUGGGCACUGCCAAUCAUUCAGAUCCCGACUUCCUCACGAUCCUUCUACAAGAUGAUAUCGGCGGGCUUCAAGUUUAUUACCAGGAUCAAUGGGUUGAUGUCCCUCCUGUCGCGGGCGCUCUAGUCGUCAACAUUGGAGAUCUCCUCCAGCUUAUGUCGAACGACGUUUUCAAAAGCGUCGAGCACCGAGUGCUGUCGAAAGAUGUCGGCCCGAGGCUAUCCAUCGCCUGCUUCUUCACUCUUUAUGAAGAUCCGGCGUCGAAGAUGUACGGGCCGAUAAAGGAGCUGGUGUUGGAAGAUAGGCCGGCUUUGUACCGCGAAAUUACACUCGGAGAGUUCAUGACGCACUAUUACUCGAAGGGGCUCGACGGCAUAUCGGCUCUUGCACCUUUCAGAUUGCCGAGCUAGACGAUGGAAUGCAAGAUUAGAUUGCUUCUGGAAUAUUAUGUAAUAACUCGGCGGAUGCAAGCACAAAAGUAAAUAUCUGCACGAUGGUUAGAGAACAUGCUGGUAAUUAGAAGCCCAACCUGCCUUGUAAGCCGUAAUUUGAAGCCAGGAUUUAGAGUCAAGAGGCUAAAGAACUUAUUAAUCAUUGUGAAAAUUGUACUAUUUACCUUGUCCUUUCAUCAAA
This is a messenger RNA of Syzygium oleosum, 1333 nucleotides long. Its product is annotated as 1-aminocyclopropane-1-carboxylate oxidase homolog 3-like. Bases 1 to 1110 code for a protein of 369 amino acids. The record is from RefSeq and is a predicted model, not a curated record. Lineage: Eukaryota; Viridiplantae; Streptophyta; Magnoliopsida; Myrtales; Myrtaceae. The transcript has 3 exons.